Molecule: messenger RNA, 744 nt
Organism: Centruroides sculpturatus (bark scorpion)
Lineage: Eukaryota; Metazoa; Arthropoda; Arachnida; Scorpiones; Buthidae
Product: protein sidekick-like
Exons: 2
Biological process (GO): dendrite self-avoidance; homophilic cell-cell adhesion; axon guidance
Cellular component (GO): axon; plasma membrane
Molecular function (GO): cell-cell adhesion mediator activity
Source: RefSeq, a predicted model, not a curated record
AUGAGACAGAAGAAAGAAUUGAUGAUGUUCCAAAUAAUGAAAUCAAAUUAACAUAAUAUGCCAAAAUAUUGAACCACGUUAAAUAUACCAUAUGAAAACAACUGAAAAUUUAGAAAAACAUUCCAUUUUAACAAAUACUCCUUUGUUUUGAUAUUUUAUUUAAAUGUUUGCUCAAAUUACUACUGAUUUAUCAGAAGAUUUGCUUCUACAGAAUGAGAUUUUUCUGUAUUUUUAAAAUGAACUAUGAUUGGACUCUGCGUAGAAGACACAAACUUUCAUUCAUCUUGAAAAGUUUUUAUGAUGAAGUCUUGCUUUACAAAACAUUAUUAAUGUGUUCAUUAUAUGAUUUUUUAUGUUUUGUUAGUAAAAUUGUGAUGUUGUGUUUUAGGUUUUUUAUACAUAUUGUAGAAUUCUGUCCAUUAUUUUAUGUGCAGCUAAUUUUGAUUUUAAGUCCAUUAUUGAUUCAAGCAGAACAACAAUCUGCUCCUCAUUUUGUAGUGCAGCCAUCAUUUACUGGAGGAAUUGUGACAGAAAAUCAGUCAAAAAUACUGCAGUGCCAAGCUAUAGGUUUUCCUCCGCCUGAAUAUAAAUGGUUAAAAAAUGGUCAAUCAUUAGGAAAUUUUUCACAUGAUCCUUUACUUCGAAUAUCAAAAAUUACAAAAACUGAUGAAGGAAUAUAUCAGUGUAUUGCUCAUAACAAUGUUGGUGCUAUCUUCAGUGAAAAAACUGCCUUAACUGUUGCUU